GCCAAGAACACCCCGUUGCCGAUCCUCUGCCGCUUCACGAGCUUUAAGAAUGUUUUGCGUUGCGCUCCUCGCUUUCGUCGCUUUCGUCGUUUCUAUCGCCUUUCAUUUUCGCGGCCCCAGCUAAAAUCCUACGCGACGUUUUAUUCCUCUGCUCUAAUUACCUGGUGCUUGUGUGAGGACAUGUCACAGUCCUGGGUAAUCAAUGCGCGGCUCCGCUCAUCACUCAAGCCUUGAUGCUGGCUUUGGGGUGCAAUUCGCUGGAUGCUCGCAGGAAGCAUUUGCGUUCCGAUAUGAUGACGCGGCUCAACCCCUUUCUCCCCAUCAACUGGAGUAAAUCGUAGUCCGAACCGUGGCGUGACGAACAGCCAUGUUUGCGCUUGGAUAAGCAGCAGCAGCAGCAGCGGAUAUAUAAAUGUUCGGCCAAAUCCUCUAAUUAUUCCAAGGUUGGUAGCAAACCAGUAUCACGCCAAGUAGCAGUCACGAAACCCAAGUCGAAAUGAAGCCUACUUUUCUCCACAUUGCGACAGGGAUUCUUCCGUUGUUUGCUCGGUCUUCAUGGAGCGCCUGUCCUUCUGGCUGGCAACCCCCUGGACCUGACGAUGUGCGAGCUCCUUGCCCCAUGCUCAACAGUCUGGCAAACCACGGCUUCCUACCGCACAACGGCAAAGACAUCUCCGAGGACGUUACCAUCAAGGCGCUGAAGACAGCUUUGAACUUUGACGAGCCACUCGGGCAAUUCCUAUUCGAGUCUGCUAUUACCGCCAAUCCAGACCCCAACGCCACAACUUUCUCACUUGACCACCUCAACCAGCACGACAUCUUGGAGCAUGACGCAAGCUUAAGCCGUGCAGAUGCUUUCUUCGCCGACGCCCACAUCUUCAACCAGACAAUCUUCGACGAGACUAGGUCAUACUGGACAGGAGAUGUCAUUGACCUGCAUAUGGCCGCUGCCUCUCGACAUGCCCGCGUGAUAACCUCGGCCAUCACCAACCCCACUUUUACUCUUUCCGAACUUGGCUCGAACUUCAGCUACGGCGAGACGGCGGCUUACAUCAUUGUCUUUGGCGACAGAUCGAGUGCAACGGCACCCAAGGCCUUGGUGGAGUACCUCUUUGAAAAUGAACGCUUGCCGUAUGAGCUUGGCUGGUCUAAACAAGAGGUGCCCAUCACAACGGAUGAUCUUCUCGAUAUGAUGGGCAGGAUCGUCAAUGUCACGGGAAGCUCUCCUGAGGAGGCUGCGAAUAUUGUGAAGCGUGGGGACAUCCAUGCCGGUCUCCCCAUCGUUGGUUGACAUGGACUCCAAAUGCAGCCAGCCAGUGAGCAUGUCUAUGUAUUGCACGGUCCCGAGAAGACUACAGUUCGUUUAGGUCAUAGCAGUAGCUUCUCCUUGAGGCAUAAGAAUUGAG
Molecule: messenger RNA, 1406 nt
Organism: Phialemonium atrogriseum
Lineage: Eukaryota; Fungi; Ascomycota; Sordariomycetes; Cephalothecales; Cephalothecaceae
Product: Cloroperoxidase
Exons: 4
Coding region: 497-1291 (264 amino acids)
Molecular function (GO): peroxidase activity
Source: RefSeq, a predicted model, not a curated record